Molecule: messenger RNA, 594 nt
Organism: Phaeodactylum tricornutum CCAP 1055/1
Lineage: Eukaryota; Bacillariophyta; Bacillariophyceae; Surirellales; Neidiaceae
Exons: 1
Coding region: 1-594 (197 amino acids)
Source: RefSeq, a predicted model, not a curated record
AUGCUCCUCCGCCUUUCAGCUCCCUUGAUCGCGUACCUUACCACAUUGCUGCUUUCGGCGGAGGCAUUCACCAUAUCGAGGUACUCCAGCGAAGCCACCCGCCCCGCUUUGAACACUUUCCCGAGUAUCCCUUCAAUAGCGCUUUAUGCUACAAACAGCGAUAAUCCGGAGAAGGAUAAAGAGGCUGAGUCAACGAAGCCUUCUUCGCCGCCUCCACCGAUGGCAAACCCUGUGCCACAGCGGACGCGCAUGGAUCCACUCGUGGCGAGUCUCACGCGCUCGGACAGUGCGCCCGACCAAGAUGCACCGAUUCUGAAAGUACCCCUCCUUGGUGAAGUCACUCUGGACAAGACUCUGUUCGUGCUUCUACCUGUGGUGGCGUUUGCUGUUUUAGGAGGGCUUGCAAGCAUUUAUGUGGCCGCCAUUUCGGGUGAUGCAGUUUCCCAGGCGUGGGACGCAUAUGAAACGGCAAUCAGCUCACCUGCUGGUAGCAAGCUGGUUGACCCGAAUGUCUGUCGUGGAUUGUGUAGCGACCAGGACCGUGACCUACAAGGACUGGCCAAUUAUAUGAACAACAUUGCCGGCAAAAAGUAG